UGUUACAUCACUUGGCUGCCAGCAGCAGCAUCCGCUCGGAGGGACCGCCUUUGAGGAGCAUCAACGAGAGCUUGACCAUAUUGUGUAUCUACAACAUCUUAAAUCGGCUGAGUCACACCUACACCGGCGGUCUCAGUUAUAACAAUAAAAUAGGACAACAACACCAACAAGGAUUGAAAUAAAAAACGUUAGCAGGUUUUUAUACCUCAUCGUCUCGAAAAAUGGUUAAAUUGGGGAAUAAUUUAAGUGACAAAAACAACGCCAAAACCAACGCCAAAACAGUCUCAGCAGAUGGAUUCGACACCAUUCCCCUCAUAACACCCUUAGAUGCCAGUCAACUGCAGUUUCCUGUACUCGACAAGGUGGUGGUAAAGACCAAAACAGACUAUGAUGGGGAGCACAAGAAGAGCAAGCUGCACUCCCCCAAGAUAGCAGCAUUCUCAAUAAGCGUCAUCGACGGGGUAUCUGAGCGACUUAAAGUCACUCUGCUGGUGACUUGUGCUUUGGCAUUUCUGGUCUGCGUGAUGUUUCUGGUGGUCUAUAAAGUCUACCAGUAUGAGCAGCCCUGUCCAGAUGGCUUCAUGUACACGCAAGGUCGGUGCAUGCCGACGGGGAUAUACGGCUACUACCCCCCUGGUGGGCGCGGGCGUCUCUUCACCAUCAUCAACCACUACAACAUGGCCAAGCAGACCAUCACCCGGUCCGUGUCCCCGUGGAUGACCGUCAUGUCAGAGGAGAAGGUCACCCAGCAGGAGACCGAGACCCACCAGAAGCAGGCCUAAUACACUGGGCUAUAUUCAGAGAGGUGAAACGUUAAGAAUGUUACAGAUACAAUUGCAAUGAAUAGAGCCGACCUGAUGCCCAAUUCUACAUGAGCGCUAAUCAUAUGUGUGCUACAAAAUGUAUUUCUAUCUCAGCGUUUUGUAACGUUGCACCCUUCUGUACUAGGAUCACCAUCUAGUCCUGUGAAAAAAGAAUACGCGGUGCCAUUCAGGCAAACUCCAAAUCUGGAAAAGCGUUGGAGCUAAAAUUAUUGUUCCUGAGCUGCACCAGUUUUAAUUGUUAUUGUAGAACUGCAAUAUAUCAGGAAAAAGUAUUGUUUUCAAUUAGUUCAAUUAUUUUACAGAUGCCUUUGUGUAAGCAGACUGGAACAGGGGUUGGAGGGAUAUUGGUUUUUCUUGAAUAGCGUCCGCGGUUAGUUAAAAUAAUUUGAGAGGCGAACACGCACACAAACAUGUGUUGCCACAUACUCGUUGACAAAACAUAUUUUUACACAAACGUAAAAUGGGGAAUAAAAUCUCAGUAAGCCAAAUAUAAACUGACUGAACCAUCUAGUGUCUGUGGAGCUGGUUUAACCACACAUGCCUUUACAAGGCUUCUGCAUUUCACACAAGCAGACUGUCUUUGUUACAAAAAUACAUAUGAAGUACUGUCAGAGAAUGUCCCGUUUAGCCCUUGAGAUCCAGCUAAAAUGACUAAUAAAAAAAAUAAAGUUUUUCUCCUA
Molecule: messenger RNA, 1504 nt
Organism: Salvelinus fontinalis (brook trout)
Lineage: Eukaryota; Metazoa; Chordata; Actinopteri; Salmoniformes; Salmonidae
Product: neuronal vesicle trafficking-associated protein 1-like
Exons: 5
Coding region: 222-782 (186 amino acids)
Biological process (GO): endosomal transport; clathrin coat assembly; G protein-coupled dopamine receptor signaling pathway
Cellular component (GO): membrane; endosome
Molecular function (GO): clathrin light chain binding
Source: RefSeq, a predicted model, not a curated record